AGCUCUUGUCCUGAUAUCACUCCGCUGGCAUGGAGGAGGAGGAGAGCACUUGAUCAUUGUGAUGGUGGCAGCAGCCGCGAGCGAAGCAGCAGUAGCAGCACUAGCUCGGCGUUCGCGGGACUUCGCUUUAGUUACUCGUCCAAAGGGCACGAUUUGCAGCAGCCGCUUCCCACCGGGGGGAUUUUACCUCGACGCUAAUGAGAUGCAAGUUUACAAAACUACUUGGGAACCUUGGCGCUGUAAACAGCAAAACUUUUUCUUAAAGGAAAACACAAUAAAGCGGCGACGGCGGCGAGCGAGCGAACGACGCUGGCUCUGCUGUGCGUGAGUGAGUGAUGAGCGCUCGCGACAUCCGGAUCUCUUGUGGAGUUAAAGUGAAGCCCGCGCCGGGAGUGCGCACGGAGCGCCGCUACACUCGUGUUACUCUUCUGGCUUGGCAUCGCAUGGCUCCGUGCAGGCAGACAAGCACCUAACCGCUUGUUCUUGGUGGUUUUGAUUUUAUUGUCUCUUUCCCCCCUUCCACCCCCGCCCCCUUGACCCUCAUUUCCCACCCCACUGGUUAAACAUUUUUUAAUACAAGAGGCUAAAGAAAGUUCUUCCAAAAUAGUGUGCACAGACUGUAGGAUGGGGGAUUUUGCAACCCCCGCUGCUGCAAACGGCAGUAACAUUUGCAUCAACAAUAAUAACAUAAGCAGCGGUAUCAACUCGAGUAACAAUAACAGUAACAAUGUGAACAUUCCUAAGCACAGCACCGUAGUGGAAAGGCUAAGGCAACGGAUUGAAGGCUGUCGGAGACACCAUGUCAACUGUGAGAACAGGUACAAGCAAGCCCAGGCGGAGCAGCUGGAGAUCGAGCGCAGGGAGACCGUCAGCCUCUAUCAGAAGAGCCUUGAGCAGAGAGCCAAGAAGACGGCCAACAACAAACAGCCCAGCAAACAGCUGGACCCCGAGUCGGCAGCCACGGCCGAGCAGAGAACCAGCACCCUCAUAGCGUUGCAAGAAACUGUGAAAAGAAAACUGGAUAGUGCCCGGUCACCUCUAAAUGGGGAGCAGAAUGGCAUUUGCGAUGGGAAUUUUUCACCAAAUACCAAAAGGCAGCGGAAAGAUGGACCUGGAGGGGGUGGGGGGCUGGAUCCCUUGGGUGCUUUGCCCAGCAAUUUACCACCAGUACCCUCUGUCUCACCCCUCCACCAAAUGGACAUUAAGCCCUCACUGUCACUGCAAAACAACAACAGCAGCAGCACUGGUAACAACCACGUCCCCGGCCGGCCGGAAGACCUGGGUAAAAAUGGAGGGUUGCCAGAUAUUAAACUGCAGGUGAACGGCACUUUGGAACUGGACGAUAGCUUCAGCUUGCUGCAAAGCAAGGACCUGAAGCAAGAGCCCUUGGAUGACACAGCAGGGAUUGAGUCUUCAGAUACCUCCCUGUCAAAUCAAAACAAGUUAUUUUCAGACAUCAACCUCAAUGACCAGGAGUGGCAGGAGCUCAUUGAUGAGUUAGCAAACACUGUGCCAGAAGAUGACAUGCAUGAUCUUUUUAAUGAAGACUUUGAAGAGAAAAAGGAGAUGGAAUUUACAAGACCAGCUGUUCAGACUCCAUUACCUCAGGAACCUACUCCUCCAUCCCAGAAUAUAAAGAGUGACCCCUCUCGCUCCCCCUUCAGUCAAAUGCCUAUGGGUUCCCCUCAAGUCCGGCCUGCCUCAUCGGGCCCUCAGUUUGCCAGUGUCACAGCAGCUUCUAGCAGCACUCCACCACAGCAACCACAUCAACAGACAUCCUCAUCUGUAAUGGCAGCAGGAUCUCCAGCAAACUGUGUGGCUCGAUCUCCUCAGACACCCAACCAGGCCCAGAGUCAACCAUCCAGGCAAGGAAAUGGAUUUCUGAUGAAUCAAUGUCCUGGUGGCACAACUGGCUCAUCUGCCUCAGUGCAAGGGACAAAUGUGCCAGUUCCAUCUUCCUCCCCAGCUGAACAACUGAAGCAGAUGGCAGCACAGCAGCAGCAAAGGGCAAAACUCAUCCACCAGCAACAGCAAAGUACAGCACCUAACUGGUCCCCUGCUGGACCACCUACUAGCCCCUAUGGUGGGGGUUUCAACCCAGACAAACCAAAUAGCCCAAUGAUGUAUCCACAAGCCUUUAACAACCAAAACCCCAUGGUGCCUCCUAUGGCGAGCAACCCUCAGAAGGCCAAUAUGAAUAACUACCUCCCUCAGAACCAUAUGAAUAUGAUCAAUCAGCAGUCCAGCAACAUGGGUCAAAACACUAUCAAUAAACAGCCAGCUGGCAUAUUGUCAUACAGUAACACUAAGCCCCUUACCCACUUCAGUGCUGUUGAUCACAUGGGCCAAAGGAUGAGUUCCCCUGUGGCCACUCAAAAUAAGAAUCCCAUGAUGCCAUACUUGCCACAGCAAACAUCCCAGCAGCAGCAGCAGCAGGUUCCUCCUCAGGCCCAGACACAGAUGACAGCUCAAGCGUCACACCUGAGUGAAGAGCAGAAGCACAUGCUUCUUCUAAAGCAAAAAGCACUACUGAAUCAGGGCCUCUCUUAUGGUCCGAUGCAGCCUCAUGGCCAGGAACAGCUUCCUCGGCAGGCAGCCUCAGUCCAGCCUUCUUUACCGGGUCCUGCCAAUGUAGCCCCAGUACCAAGCACGAACCCAGGAGCACCAGGUUACCAGCAGCAGGCUGCUCUCAUGAAGCAGAUGAUAAUGGAGCAAGAAAAGCAGCGAGUCCAGUUACACUUGAUGGAGCAGCAAAAGCAGCUUCUAAGAGAGCAGCGACAGCAGCAACAGAUGCUGGCAGAGCAGCAGUUACAGCAGCAUCUACCCAGACAGCAUCCGCAGCAACAGAGGAACCCCUAUUCUGUUCAGCAAGUCACCCAGUUUCAAGGCACGCCACAGGAGAUGGCACGAACCCAGGCCCUGCAGAGCAUCCGCAAUGCCCGUUUACUUCAGCAGCAACAGCAGCAGCAGCAACAGCAGCAGAGCCAGGGCAUGCUUCAGAUGGCAAGUGUCCAGAACUCAAGUGGAAUGUCAGCGGCCACAGGUCAGCCCGACAUGAGCAUGGCCUACAGCGGCACCCCAAGCGGCCAACAAGGGAUAUACAGUAUGAACCCUGCAAUGAACCAAAUGUUGCAGCACCCAAACCAAAGUGGCAUAACAAUGGCCCACAAUCCUUCUCAAGGACAGAGGCAGCCCAGUGCAGGACAAGCCGUUGGUAUGGUGGGUGGCUAUGGGCAGGGCAUGAUGAUGAACUCUGCUUUGUCCCAGCAACAGCCACAACAAAUGAAGGGACCGCCUGUGGGGCAAGCUAUGCCUAAGACCCCAGUUCAAAGACUACAGAGUAUGAUGGGAAGUGCCGGCCAGGGAGCACAAGGCUGGCAACAGCAACAGAACCUACAAGGCAUGGCUGGGCGGACUAGUGGUGAAAUACUGACCUUUAACAACAGCCCUGCUUACAGCGUGCAGACAGGACAGCCACGACUGGCUAAGCAACAUUUUCCACAAGGACUGAACCAGCCUAUUGUGGAUCCUACUGGAAAUCUUAGAGCCAUGAACCCUGCAUUGAGUGGGCAGAUAAUGACGCACAUGUCUGGUCAACCAAGGACCCAGCAGCCAAGACCAAUGGUCAUGGCUGGAAUGAACCCGGGUGUCCCGAAUAUGACGCCUUUCAGCCAGGGCCCCAGCCAGCAAAUGGGUGCAAGUGGGUCGUCCUAUGUACAGAGUGGUCAGCCUCACGGUUACCAGCGGACAGCAAGUCAAGAUUUGCCUUUCAGUUACAGCGGUCAGUCAGCAGGGGCAGGAUCUUUCCCCCGAUUAGCCGAUGGGGCUGACCUUGUGGACUCGUUAAUGAAAGGUGGCUCGGCAGACGAGUGGAUCGAUGAACUUUUUGGAAGCCAGUAGCCACUUUACACGCUUUAGGUGGAUGUUGUAUGUUUAUGAAGAUUUCAAGAGGGUCGGGGUUCCAUUUUGUUUUUCUUUUCGGGGAGGGGCCCAAGCAAUGUUUAUCUGACAUACUCACCUGUGGAUGGUCCAGAAUGCAUUUUUAUACUUGCAAAUUGUUUUCUCUCGCUAUAAGAUGUUUCAUAAUUUUGGCAGUAAACCUGCGUCUGCAUAGUCUUUUAGAAGUGAGUCCAUUUUCAGUGUGUAUUCCUCCCUUUUAUUUCUCCAGUAUCCCAUUCAAUUUUGGUCAUACAGUGGAACCUCUAGAUACGAGUUUAAUUCGUUCCAGCACUGAGCUUGUAUAGCGAAUUUCUCGUAUCUAGAACAAACUUCCCCAUUGAAAAUAAUGGAAAUCCAGUUAAUCCGUUUCGCACCCCAAAUAUAUUAACAUAAAAAUCAAUUUUCCUAACAAAUAACACUGAUAAAUUAUAUAUACUGUAGUCUACCUUUAAUAAAUAACACUGGUAAAUAAUAUAACUGAUUAUUAAAAGAAUCAAAACAGGUGUCCAAAGUGCAGUAGAGCAUUCAAUAAAUCUUUAAAUAAAUAAUCCUUAAAAUAGUUGUGAAGUGGAGGUUUAAAAUACACAAGAAUAACAAUCCUUUAACACGAGGUUAAAACGUCAAAAGGAUGCCGUCUUUAAAAAACAGAUGACAAUCCCCGGUGCUUCUUCUCUGUUAGCGUCUCACCUGCGGGCUCUGCAACAGGCGAGACACUCUUAAUGCAGCUGACCUUCUCUACACCGUCCUGCUUCAGCUGUUUGGCUCGCCUGUUCAGCUACACGCGAGCCUGCCUGCCCUCUCUCUCUCUCUCUCUCUCUCUCUCUCUCUCUCUCUCUCUCUCUCUCUCUCUCUCUCUCUCUCUCUCUCUCUCUCUCUCUCUCUCUCUCUCUCUCUCUCUCUCUCUCUCUCUCUCUCUCUCUCUCUCUCUCUCUCUCUCUCUCUCUCUCUCUCUCUCUCUCUCUCUCUCUCUCUCUCUCUCUCUCUCUCUCUCUCUCUUCUUUUACUUUUUCUCCCUCUUAACCGGCUCGCGCUUCUCUAUAUAUGCGGGGAGGACAUGGCAGCUGCAGCCCAUCUGCCACAGGAACAAUCAUGGAUGUGGCCAGUUUCCCACCUGUGCACUUAAGUGAGAAACGCAGACACCGCAGAUCGCGGCUCGCAACUGCUACCACGCCCCCUCGCUAAGCUGAGAGCUAUACCCACAGCCUGGCUCGUUACGCGAGCCAAUGCUCGCAUUUAGAUCAGAAAUUUUCGCUCAUACUUUCCUCGUAUUUUGAAUUUCUCGUAUACAGAGGUGAUCGUAUCUCGAGGUUCCACUGUAUAUAUAUAGAUAUAUAUAUAUAAUAUAUAUAUAUGAUUAUAACAUAACUAGAAAAAAGCAUCGAGUACUCGUAUUUGAUUGCUUUUCUGUCUUGAUAAAAUUUUAAAUGAGAACUGAGGUUUUUUAUUUUUUUAUAAAGAAUUUCACUGUUUUACCUGAGGCACAUUGAAGAAUUGCAAGUGUUCAAUGAAAAAACAUAAAUAGCUUUUCAAAAGGUUGGCUUUAAAUGUGUUCUUAACUGUGCAAUCGGUUUCUUUGGAUUGUAUGUCCCAUUUAGAAACUGUUUAGGGUUUCUCUGAUCAUUUGAGCACGUCCAAAUCUGGGCAGUGGGUUGCAGUGGAAACUUCCUGAAGGCCCAGGAGCAAAGCCUGAGUGUGCCAAGGAGUGGCAGUCACUUGAACUGUCUGGCGUUGUCUCGUCAUUGUCAUUUCAAUGAUCCCUUACAGUUGUGUGAUGUCCCGUGAGCAGCAGCUGAAUGUAACCCAAGUGUAAACGUGUUGAUGUCAUACGUCUCCGUCUUUAACGUUUAUUAAUUAAACGCUUUAGAAGAUUUUAUGGUUUGGUGAGGUUUACUUUACUAGAUCAACAGUAACGUGAGAGGUGCAUUUGUCAUUUUUGUCCUCCUAUUUUUGUCCUAUAUUUUGUAAGAACUGAGUUUUAAACAUUGGUAGGGAUCUUUUAACGUAGGAUGAAAGAAAUUGGCAAGGAGAAGGAGCAGGCGGCACAGGGUGGUCUGUCAGUUUGCCUCCUUUACUGCAAUAUUCAGAAACAUUCAGAGAACUAAAGAGAAGUGACUGCCAUAUUAUUUAACUUGGGCCAUGUGUACCGUCAGCUGCUCAGAUAUGUAAAAAGUGAGAAAGAGGUUGGUUUAUUUUUGGGGGUUUUUACUUCAUGGUUUGUAUUUACUAACAACAAAAUUUGAGAACUGAGGCAAGGGACAACUGUUUAAAUUUUUUUCUGUAAGUUUGUUCCUGGGCUUCAGCAGGGGACUAGACUGCAAUCCACCGCCCCCCCCAAAUAAAUAAUAAAACCUUUUUGUCUGCAGCAAUCCUUUCAACCAAACGUGAAGACUGCGUGCUGGCCGCGUUUCUCUCUUUCUUUUUCUCUCUCUCUCUCUCUCUCUCUCGCUCUGUCUGUUGUUUUGCAGGCCUUGGUUUGUGAUCUUUGCAUUAAAGCUUACGCUCUUCAGCUCUGCAGCUUCCAGAUGAUUUUGGCGGGCAGCCACCCCUGCUUCAGGUGUGCAAGCCAACCCCACCUCCCAGCUGAGCACAGGCGGCCAGGCCUCAGUCCACACGCAGCCUGCAGGUGGUCUACCCCAGCAAUGAGGCCGUGCGAUCUUUGGAGGUAUCUAGGACCAAGACAAAGGAAACGAGCGACUUGUGCUUUUUUAUUAUUUUGUGUCUUUCUUUUUUUUUUUUGUUCAUUUGUCUGUCAGUCUGUUUUUGUACUUUGGUGCUGACAUAGGCCUGUAUGUGAUAAAUUUAAAGGCAGAAAAAAAUCUAAAUUUGAAAAAUAAUGGGUAUUUGUAAAUAUGUUUUUACAAGUUGAAAUACAUCAGAUAAUACUGGCUCUACUAUCUGUAAAAAUGCUGUUUGUUUAAAAUAGAGAAGUAUUUUUAUUUCAUUUUCCACUUUUAAACUCAUCAGAGCUAUGCCAUUGCACUUCAGACAAUGUCUUACUACUAAUUUGUACUGUAAACCUAUUUUUCUUUUAUUUUGGAGUUGUUUUUCUAGUUUGAGAUUUUACUCUGUACUUUAAGCAGUGCUUAUUUCUUUUUAUCUUGUACAGAAUUCUGAAAUGUUAACAGGAGAGGAUUACAGAAACAUCUUUUUUUUUUUUUCAAGAAAAAAAAUAAAAUGUUAUCUCAAUCAUAUGAUUAAAUUA
Erpetoichthys calabaricus (reedfish) is the source of this 7141-nucleotide messenger RNA. RefSeq names its product mastermind-like transcriptional coactivator 3 (gene maml3). Lineage: Eukaryota; Metazoa; Chordata; Cladistia; Polypteriformes; Polypteridae. The transcript has 5 exons. The coding region runs from base 625 to 3900 and encodes 1091 amino acids. Gene Ontology annotation, cellular component: nucleoplasm; nuclear speck. Gene Ontology annotation, molecular function: transcription coactivator activity. Gene Ontology annotation, biological process: positive regulation of transcription of Notch receptor target; Notch signaling pathway. The record is from RefSeq and is a predicted model, not a curated record.